Messenger RNA from Rhinopithecus roxellana (golden snub-nosed monkey), 1652 nucleotides. RefSeq names its product calcium voltage-gated channel auxiliary subunit gamma 5 (gene CACNG5). Lineage: Eukaryota; Metazoa; Chordata; Mammalia; Primates; Cercopithecidae. Gene Ontology annotation, biological process: neurotransmitter receptor transport, postsynaptic endosome to lysosome; calcium ion transport; postsynaptic neurotransmitter receptor diffusion trapping. The transcript has 6 exons. Gene Ontology annotation, molecular function: voltage-gated calcium channel activity; channel regulator activity. Gene Ontology annotation, cellular component: AMPA glutamate receptor complex; postsynaptic density membrane. The record is from RefSeq and is a predicted model, not a curated record. The coding region runs from base 582 to 1406 and encodes 274 amino acids.
CAUCAUCAUCCUUAUUUAAAAGCAGCAGCAACAGCAGAGGCAGCAGCCCCAGCUGCUGGAAUUUGAAAGUGAGUCCGACUCCAGGCAGGGCCUCCCAGCCCGAUGCGGACUCUGAAAGCCUUCCUCUCCCACGCCAGCCCACAACUCUUCACCUGCCACCCCCACGAGGGUGCUUACCCCAGAGGUGCUCACCUCCGGGGCUGGGAGACCGCAUCCGAUCGGUCCCAAACCCCGCCCGCAGCUGGUAGCGCAGGGGUGGGGAGGCCCCGCCCUCGGCCCCGCCCCCUGCCCGCCCCUCCCUCUCGGGGUCCAGGGCGCGAGCUGCGGCGGCGGCGGCCACCGUCGCUGGCGCGGAGCUGUUCGGGCUGACUGGACGGGGCGGGCGUCCCGGGCAGAUUAGCGGGGUACCUCCCGCCCCACGCGCCCAGCCGGCAAAGGACACUGGACCCGGGUCGGGGGUCGCGGCCGCUCCAGCGAGAGCCGUGAGCACUGCCACCUGCUCACCCACUCUCCCUGGCCCCAGAGCACAGUCCGUGCUGGUGGGAGUGUGACAACUGGCCGCCCAGCAACGGUCCAGGAAGAUGAGUGCCUGCGGGAGGAAGGCCCUGACCCUGCUGAGCAGCGUCUUUGCUGUCUGUGGCCUGGGCCUCCUGGGUAUCGCGGUCAGCACUGACUACUGGCUGUACCUGGAAGAGGGUGUGAUUGUGCCCCAGAACCAGAGCACUGAGAUCAAGAUGUCUCUGCACUCAGGCCUCUGGCGGGUCUGCUUCCUUGCAGGUGAGGAGCGGGGGCGUUGCUUCACCAUUGAAUAUGUGAUGCCCAUGAACACCCAGCUGACAUCUGAGUCCACGGUCAAUGUUCUGAAGAUGAUCCGCUCAGCCACACCAUUCCCUCUGGUCAGCCUCUUCUUCAUGUUCAUUGGGUUUAUCCUGAGCAACAUUGGACACAUCCGUCCCCACCGGACGAUACUGGCCUUUGUCUCUGGCAUCUUCUUUAUCCUCUCAGGCCUCUCUCUCGUGGUGGGCCUGGUGCUCUACAUCUCCAGCAUCAACGACGAGAUGCUCAACAGGACCAAGGACGCAGAGACCUUCAACUACAAGUAUGGGUGGUCGUUUGCCUUCGCCGCCAUCUCCUUCCUUUUAACGGAGAGUGCCGGGGUGAUGUCUGUGUACCUGUUCAUGAAGCGGUACACCGCGGAGGACAUGUACAGGCCCCACCCUGGCUUCUACCGCCCUCGGCUGAGCAACUGCUCCGAUUACUCAGGCCAGUUCCUACACCCAGACGCCUGGGUCAGGGGCCGCAGCCCCUCCGACAUCUCCAGCGAGGCCUCCCUUCAGAUGAACAGCAACUACCCCGCCUUGCUCAAGUGCCCUGACUAUGACCAGAUGUCCUCUUCGCCCUGCUGAGCCUCGGCCUCCCCCCUCCCUGGACUGUGGGCGGCCAAACAACCCUUCCUGUUCUCUCCAGGUGACCCCUGAGCCCCAGGCCUGUGGUUGACAGGCCCAGGCCACCCACGCUUAGAUGUUGUCACUUGACCCCAGUCCUCUCCCUGCUUCUCCAGAAGGGCUCUAACCGCCCCAGCGUGGGUGUGGGAGUCUGGAGUCUGCGGGCAAGCUGAUUGUCUGGGAACAUGGGAGAAGCCCCGCCCAUGU